AUGGGUUCUUUUAAUUCCUACUGCCUCGAACACUGGUUCAAGGGUCAACAAGUCUGCAGCUCCGAAGCGAGUACACAGGACAGCCCCCGCCAAAAAGGCAACUCAAUCGGGAAGGAAUUCGAAUUCCAAGCAGAGGACACAAAGAAGGUGGCAUUCAAAUCUGCCUUUCCCAAGAAGGCAAUCCCAAAGGUCGUUCCCAAGAAAACCGUGGUACCACUGGGAAUCUAUUUAACUAGUUAUGUCAUUGUCCCAUUGAACAUUGCAGAAGAGCCCGAUUUACUGGUACUACCAUCAGGUGAACCAAUCGGUUCGGGCCCCUGUGUAGCUGAAAUCGAGCGCAGGCGGUGA
Molecule: messenger RNA, 348 nt
Organism: Acaulospora colombiana
Lineage: Eukaryota; Fungi; Glomeromycota; Glomeromycetes; Diversisporales; Acaulosporaceae
Source: the annotation of a GenBank genome assembly